AUGAAGCCGUCCGUCAGCCAGAUCGCAAGGCCACGGCUCGUGUCUCUCGGUGGGAUCAGAUGUCACACCUCCAGCAGGAUAUCGUUAGCACCGACAGCUCUCCAUCGAGCAGAAAAGGCAUCCGAUAUCAAGGCCCAUCCGGAAAGCGCUCUUACCCAGGAAAAGCUGCCGGACAAGCCCGGUAAUCGGCAUUGGACUGAGGAGAAUGCCACCCCGAGCGAAGCCGAUAUCAAAGCCGACCGCGAGGCGAGGCUGGAGGAAUCAUUGGCAAAGGGGCAAGUCAAGAAAGUCCAAAGCAGCGACGCUUCGAUGUCGUGGCAUGACCUGUUGAUAAAAUCGAAACUCGGCGUCAACCUGCAGCUCUAA
This is a messenger RNA of Cladophialophora bantiana CBS 173.52, 366 nucleotides long. RefSeq lists its product as uncharacterized. Bases 1 to 366 code for a protein of 121 amino acids. The record is from RefSeq and is a predicted model, not a curated record. Lineage: Eukaryota; Fungi; Ascomycota; Eurotiomycetes; Chaetothyriales; Herpotrichiellaceae. The transcript is spliced from 2 exons.